AUUGGGAGGAGCGCUAUUUGAAUGCUGUCGUCUGUUUGUUUUCGCUAGUCAAGGACUUUGUGAAACGUGUCUGUUGUGUCCUGGUUGUUGCUGAAGUUAAAAUGUCGUCUGUGGACGUUCGUGUUACGCAGCUGCCAGCCGCAGGGAACAACCUGAAGACCGGGAAAGCUGCCGCGGCUCCGAGGAGAGCGGCUCUCGGAGAGAUAACCAACUUUAAGGCCCCGACGGUCAGCGUAAAGGGGACAGGACAAACCAAAGUCUCAGCCAAACCAUCCUGUGCCCAAAGAACCAAACCCGUACAUGUAGUGGCUCCUAUAGUCCAGGUCCAAGCAGCUGCAGCUCCUCUCCCUUCGGUUUCAGAGGAGUCUGUGGUCAACGUGUCCAUGAAGGAGGAGACUGAGCUGUGCCAGGCUUUUUCUGAGGCACUGCUCACCAUACAGGACGUGGAUGAGCAAGAUGUAGACCAGCCGCAACUCUGCUCAGACUACGUCAAAGAUAUCUACAAGUAUCUGCAUGUCUUGGAGGUGCAGCAGGCAAUACGAAGCAACUACAUGCAAGGCUACGAAAUCACUGAGCGCAUGCGAGCGCUUCUCAUUGACUGGCUGGUCCAGGUUCACUCCAGGUUCCAGCUGCUGCAGGAGACUCUGUACCUCACUGUUGCCAUCCUGGACCGUUUUCUUCAGGUCCAGCCAGUGUCUCGCAGGAAGCUGCAACUUGUUGGCGUGACCGCCAUGCUGGUGGCCUGUAAAUAUGAGGAGAUGUACUCUCCAGAGGUGGGAGACUUUGCCUACAUCACAGACAAUGCCUUUACAAAGUCUCAGAUUCUGGAGAUGGAACAGCAGAUUCUGAGGAGCCUCAAAUUUCAGCUUGGGCGUCCUCUCCCUCUACACUUCCUCAGACGAGCUUCCAAAGUGGCAAAUUCUGAUGUGGAGAGACACACACUGGCCAAGUACCUGAUGGAGCUGACCCUGCUUGACUACAACAUGGUGCACUACCGGCCCUCUGAGAUUGCUGCUGCUUCUCUCUGCCUCUCCCAGCUGCUGCUGGAUGGCUUGCCCUGGUCUCCCACGCAGCAGCACUACUCUACCUACGAUGAGCCCCACCUGAAGCCCAUCAUGCAGCACAUUGCAAAAAAUAUUGUGAUGGUAAAUGAAGGCAAAACAAAGUUCCAGGCUGUGAGAAACAAGUACUCAAGCAGCAAGCUGCUCAAGAUCAGUCUCAUUCCUCAGCUGAAGUCCUCCAUUGUCAAGAACAUGGCAGCACCUCUGCAGAAUCCCUGAGAUGACUUUUUUCUUUUUUUUUUUUUUUUAAAUUCUUGUUGGACACUUGAUUUGCACUUUAUUUUAUAUUCUUGAGGCUUUCAUUGCAACCUGUGAAAAUGCUGCGUUCAACUCCGCUUUGGGACGAGGCAUCAGUUUUGCAGCAUUGUUGAACCACACUCACGACUUGGAUGAAACUGCUAAUUGAUCAAAACCUCUGUGGAGACUUUUAAUAAAGGUUUUUUUAUAACUUU
Archocentrus centrarchus (flier cichlid) is the source of this 1513-nucleotide messenger RNA. RefSeq names its product cyclin B2 (gene ccnb2). NCBI's taxonomy places the organism in Eukaryota, Metazoa, Chordata, Actinopteri, Cichliformes, Cichlidae. The record is from RefSeq and is a predicted model, not a curated record. Bases 102 to 1280 code for a protein of 392 amino acids. Gene Ontology annotation, molecular function: cyclin-dependent protein serine/threonine kinase regulator activity. Gene Ontology annotation, biological process: mitotic cell cycle phase transition. The transcript has 8 exons.